AUGUCUCACGAAUCUGUCUGGAACUCUAGACCGCGCACCUACGGCAAGGGGUCUCGUGCCUGCCGCGUCUGCACACACAAAGCUGGUCUCAUCCGCAAAUAUGGACUCAUGAUCUGCCGUCAAUGCUUCAGAGAAAAGGCCACGGACAUUGGAUUUGUCAAGAGAACCCCGUACCGGCAGAUGCCUCCUCUCUCCGACUCGAGUUCUGCGACUGGGCUAGCUGGUAGCAAUCGAAUGGGUGUUACGCAUGGCAUGGAGUUUACGGAUGGGUGA
Molecule: messenger RNA, 273 nt
Organism: Venustampulla echinocandica
Lineage: Eukaryota; Fungi; Ascomycota; Leotiomycetes; Helotiales; Pleuroascaceae
Product: putative 40s ribosomal protein s29 protein
Exons: 3
Coding region: 1-273 (90 amino acids)
Biological process (GO): translation
Cellular component (GO): cytosolic small ribosomal subunit; ribosome
Molecular function (GO): structural constituent of ribosome; RNA binding; zinc ion binding
Source: RefSeq, a predicted model, not a curated record